This is a messenger RNA of Nicotiana tabacum (common tobacco), 333 nucleotides long. Lineage: Eukaryota; Viridiplantae; Streptophyta; Magnoliopsida; Solanales; Solanaceae. The record is from RefSeq and is a predicted model, not a curated record.
AUGCCGUCCGCGAAACCCUUCGCGACAGCCGCAGGCAUGCUCCGUGCCCGUAUCAGUUCGGGCCUCCGAACAAGAGGAGGACACGGCCCGAACCCGUUCACUACUCCGGGCCACCAAGAACGGCCCAACGGCUACCUCUUCAACCGCCCACCACCUCCACCUGGUCAGUCAAGGAAAUGGGAGGAUUGGGAACUCCCUUGCUACGUCACCAGCUUUCUCACUAUCGUCAUCCUCGGUGUGGGCCUCAACGCCAAACCCGAUCUCACCCUCGAAACUUGGGCCCAUCAAGAAGCCCUCAAACGACUCCAGCUUGAAUCUGUCGAUGCUGAGUGA